AUCCCAAAUUAACAGAGUAAAACUCGUAAACCUAGAGAAAAUUGGAAUCAGGAACACUGCAAACAAACUCUGUUUUCGAUUGGGUAGUCAUCAAUGGGUGCAGGGCAUGCUAUGAAAAGAAUUCCUCGCAUCAAGUUUCCUCAGAGACAUCCCAAUCCCUCUGGUUCUGCACCUGGGGCUCAAGCUUUGUCUUCAACAACCGAUGGCAGUUUACCGUCCUUUACCAGUUCAAAAGCCUUCAUCACGCUUGGAGGGAAGGCCUCUCUUCAACCCAAGAGAACUCCCUUGUCCAAUGAGGAGAUUGAAGCAGUUUUGUUGGGUGGCUCUUUCUAAUGGAGUGUGCUAAAGGGAAAGACUAUAUAUACUGGGAACUCAUUUCUGUGGGUCUAAAAUUCAUUAUUCAAAGUUGAUGAUUCUUUUUGUCGCCAAAUGUUGGCAUAAACAAUACACCGAUUUUAAUUGUGAAUAAUUGAUACACACGUAAAGGAUUAAGAUUGUACAUUUUUUUAUUUUCCCCCUUACUGGAAUUGAAUAUUGACUGGAGAGAAAAGAAGUUUCAAGUUUUGGUUA
Vigna radiata var. radiata (mung bean) is the source of this 570-nucleotide messenger RNA. RefSeq lists its product as uncharacterized. The coding region runs from base 94 to 333 and encodes 79 amino acids. The record is from RefSeq and is a predicted model, not a curated record. NCBI's taxonomy places the organism in Eukaryota, Viridiplantae, Streptophyta, Magnoliopsida, Fabales, Fabaceae. The transcript is spliced from 3 exons.